AUGCUCAAUGUCAUUUGGGAUAUGGAUGGCGUCCUGCUGGACAGCGAGCCAAUCUACUUAGAGGUCGAGGACUCCAUCGCUUCUCGAUACGGCAAAGACGUCCGCACAAUUCUUUCAAAGCUACUCGGUCGCACAGCCCCAGCCUGCGCCAAAAUCACAGUUGACGAACUUCAGCUCCCCCUUACCGCAGAGCAAUACCUUGAUGAACGAAACAAAUUGCUGCUUGAAAAGAUGAAGAGUGUCAAAAUUCUCCCUGGUGUGGAAGCCAUCGUCCGGCAUCUCAGAAACAUUGGAGUCCGUUGUGCUAUCGCCACAUCCUCUCCAUUUGAUUUGCUGCAGUCCAAAAAGUACGGCAAAGACGACUUCUUCGCUUUAUUUGAUGCCCUUGUCUGUGGCGAUGAUGUUGUAAAUGGAAAGCCUGACCCAGAGAUUUUCCUGCGAGCCGCUGCUGCCAUUGACGCGGAACCCUCAAACUGCGUCGUAUUCGAAGAUGCACCUGCGGGAUGUCGUGCCGCACGUCUUGCGGGUAUGAAAUGUGUCGCCCUUCCGAACCCCCAUGUUGAUAUCGGGCUUUACAAUGCAGAGGAACCACAGAUAACUGUCCCAACUGCGAAUCUCUUGGAUUUCGAUAUCACAAGUCUCGGGUUUCCCCCCAUGAAGCAGUCGUAG
Chondrus crispus (carragheen) is the source of this 669-nucleotide messenger RNA. RefSeq names its product HAD-like hydrolase family protein. The record is from RefSeq and is a predicted model, not a curated record. Bases 1 to 669 code for a protein of 222 amino acids. NCBI's taxonomy places the organism in Eukaryota, Rhodophyta, Florideophyceae, Gigartinales, Gigartinaceae. Gene Ontology annotation, molecular function: phosphatase activity. The transcript has a single exon.